Aquila chrysaetos chrysaetos is the source of this 9252-nucleotide messenger RNA. It is a transcript of the gene MAPK10, whose product is annotated as mitogen-activated protein kinase 10. Gene Ontology annotation, cellular component: nucleus; cytoplasm. The record is from RefSeq and is a predicted model, not a curated record. NCBI's taxonomy places the organism in Eukaryota, Metazoa, Chordata, Aves, Accipitriformes, Accipitridae. Gene Ontology annotation, molecular function: ATP binding; JUN kinase activity. Gene Ontology annotation, biological process: protein phosphorylation; JNK cascade. The coding region runs from base 663 to 1943 and encodes 426 amino acids. The transcript has 14 exons.
UUCCCCAAGCUCUCUGCCUGUCUCCUCUGGUAGGUUCCACAAUGGUACAGCCAGCAUCACGCUGCACAAUGGUUUCCAGGCAGUGAAAGAGCGUGAUUCAGCAAGCCACUCUUUUUUUCCUCUCUUUUAUUUCAUUAUUAUCAGACAUUUUGCCUGCCCUUUUUCUGUUCUGCUCUACACUCUCCCACAGGCUUUUAUUUGGUUCUUUAAAGGAAAACGGGUGAUUUACCUUGAAUCCAACUGCCCAUCUUUUUAUUUUUUUUAUUUUUUUAAUUAUUAUAAAUACCCCAGCUUUUCCUCGGCACUGUUUGGAAUGUGAUUUAAAAAUACCACCUAAAGUCGCAGUUUGGGGGAAAGGUUUCUGGACGAGGAGAAUAGCUCGCAAGCACGGAAUGGGCUAGUAAUAGAAACCUGUACCAGCAGCAGGCCAGACUCAAAUAUCAGCUAUGGCAACCCGUGCAUGAAGUUGAUGUCUUUGAAACAUUUCCUAUAGAUGAGACAUAGCACGCGCUGUGGUAUUUAUGAGCCGCCAUUUCUUGUAUUAUUGUGGUGAACCUACUCUGGAUGUGAAGAUUGCCUUUUGUCAGGUGUGUGUUCCUUACAGGUAAAACAAGGGAUUUGGGAAACAAGUGGAUGUGUCAUAUAUUGCCAAACAUUACAACAUGAGCAAAAGCAAAGUUGACAACCAGUUCUACAGCGUGGAAGUAGGUGACUCGACCUUCACAGUUCUCAAACGCUACCAGAACUUGAAACCUAUUGGCUCUGGGGCUCAGGGAAUAGUUUGUGCUGCAUAUGAUGCCGUCCUUGACAGAAACGUGGCCAUUAAGAAGCUCAGCAGACCAUUUCAGAACCAAACUCAUGCGAAGCGAGCUUACAGGGAGCUGGUCCUCAUGAAGUGUGUGAAUCAUAAAAAUAUUAUCAGUUUAUUAAAUGUCUUCACACCACAGAAAUCUCUGGAGGAGUUCCAGGAUGUUUACCUGGUAAUGGAGUUAAUGGAUGCCAAUCUGUGCCAGGUCAUUCAGAUGGAGUUAGACCAUGAGCGAAUGUCUUAUCUACUGUACCAAAUGCUCUGUGGUAUCAAGCAUCUUCACUCUGCAGGAAUUAUUCACAGGGAUUUAAAACCAAGUAAUAUAGUGGUAAAAUCUGACUGCACAUUGAAGAUUUUGGAUUUUGGACUGGCCAGGACUGCAGGCACUAGCUUCAUGAUGACUCCAUAUGUGGUGACACGUUACUACAGAGCACCAGAGGUCAUCUUGGGAAUGGGCUACAAGGAGAACGUGGAUAUAUGGUCUGUGGGAUGCAUUAUGGGAGAAAUGGUUCGCCACAAAAUCCUCUUUCCAGGAAGGGACUAUAUUGAUCAGUGGAAUAAAGUUAUUGAGCAGCUGGGAACACCCUGUCCAGAAUUCAUGAAGAAGCUGCAGCCAACGGUACGGAACUACGUUGAGAACAGACCCAAGUACGCUGGCCUCACUUUCCCCAAACUUUUUCCAGACUCUCUCUUCCCAGCUGACUCUGAACACAACAAACUCAAAGCCAGCCAAGCCAGGGACCUUUUAUCAAAGAUGCUAGUCAUUGAUCCGGCCAAGCGAAUAUCAGUAGAUGAAGCCUUACAGCAUCCAUACAUUAAUGUCUGGUAUGACCCAGCAGAAGUGGAGGCGCCUCCUCCUCAGAUAUAUGAUAAACAGCUGGAUGAAAGGGAACAUACAAUCGAGGAAUGGAAAGAACUCAUCUACAAAGAAGUAAUGAAUUCUGAAGAAAAGACUAAAAAUGGCGUAGUAAAAGGACAGCCUUCUCCUUCAGGUGCAGCAGUGAACAGCAGUGAAAGCCUCCCUCCAUCCUCAUCUGUCAAUGACAUCUCAUCCAUGUCCACGGAUCAAACACUGGCGUCUGACACGGACAGCAGCCUGGAAGCUUCUGCAGGACCCCUCGGUUGUUGCAGGUGACUAGCCGCCUGCCUGCGAAACCCAGCGUUCUUCAGAGGAUGAUGUAAUUUAGGAGGAAAAAUUAACAGGAGUUAAGAGAUGAAAAGGAAGAGAAAUAAAAUACAAAGAUUUAAACAAAACAAACAAAAAAAUCUUUUCAGCCUGCUUCUCCUACAGAGUUAUGUAAUACAGCUAAGCUCAAGUGUAUAUUUAACUUAACUUAUUGCUCUGCUUUGGUCUUCUUCCAAUGAUGCUUACUGGGGAAAAAAAAAAAGGAACUGAAAAAUCCUUUUUUUUACCCCCUCCCCAUAAGUUGUAAAAUUAAUGGCUGCAAAACCAGCAACCUGCGACUGUCCUUUUCACGCUGGCAUGACAAGGUGUGCAGUAGCCACUCUCAAACAUACGAGUGUGUAUCUGCCUUCACUCUCUGUUCUGUCACCUUCUGCCCAGUGAGGCAGAUAGGGAUAUACAUGCAUUUUUCUUCAUAUAUGAGUAGCACAUACACACACGUGCCAAUAGAAUUCUGGCAGUGUUUGCAGCUGUGUGCCUAUAGGAGCAUGCACAUCUGCAUACGUACUUAGUGUGCACUCCACAACUAAAUGGCCCAUUUCAGGUGAACUGCAUAACUACAUGUGUGAUAUUACCAGUAUAUAUUCUAUUUGUUUGUUCACUGAUGAGGUUGCAUAUCUUGUAUGAGGAUUUGUGGAAGUGUAAAUAACCACAUUGAACUGUGGCUCCCUCAGACACUUGAAGAUGUAGCACCAAAAUUUCUGCUGAGAGUUGUAUAUGUAUUUUGAAAUAAUAAGCAGUUUGUAUUGAAAGAAGAAGCCACAAAGCUUCAUAGAAAAAUGUUUGUUUGUGAACGUUAAGACUUGUUGUUCUGAUUUUUAGAGCAGAUAUGCCAAGUUUAAGACCAGGUUAGAAGGAAGCACAUAUAUCUUUGCAAGCUACAGGGAACAAGAAUGAAGGUUUUUUUAUGCAUGUCUAAGCCCAGAAAGAUUUAUCUCAGUAAGCAACUUUUCCUGUCAAUGUUAAGUGAGUUAUCAUCUUAGUUCAUAGAUAGGCUUGCUAUUAUGAAUUGUGUGUAUGCUUGUAUGUUAGGGGGUAUGACAGCGUUGGGGAAUAGGCAGAUUAUGAUCAAAAGGACAUGUAACGACUUGGUUUUAUUUUAUGUCUAGAUCUUUACUAGGUUAAAUAGAGAAAGGAUAUUUGCAGCCCACUCCCUCUCAGUGUAUGUUUGUGGCUUAGAGGUUGUUUUCCUUUUAAAUCAUUCCCUUGCAGGGAUCUCCACUAAGAGAACAGGCCUUCUCUAGGUGCUUUUGGCUGUUCAUUUGCUUGUUACAAAUCAUCUGACUCCCCAGGAAGUUUUAUCAGCUGUGUUACAUGGAAAAGAACCACAGAGUGCAUGGGUCUCGUAUUCCUAUAUUCUAAGUAAUAAUAGAGGGUAUUAAUCAGCUAGUGCACUGGGCUGAAAGGGUCACAAUCAGGGGUCCAAGGCAGUUUUGACAAGUUCUGAAGAACCCAACAGUGACCGAAUGUCAAAUGGAUUUUAUCAGGUAAUAAUACGUAGGAUUCCCAGUGGUAAGUAACAGCAAGCAUUUUUACCAGAGAAUGGCAAAACUCCACACAGAAUUUCAGAACAGCUGAAUAUUUUUCCAGCCAAAACAGCAAUUAGCAUUUUCCACUGCAAGGUCAUCAUUACCCGAGUUGGAAAUUAACUAAAAUCUGAGUCAUCUCUUACCAAAGUGUGCCAUGUAAACUGAAAUGAGCUAAAUCAUACUCUCAUGCUUUUCCAAAUAUCAAAGAGAGAAACUAUUUAGAAUAUAUUACUGGAUAUUUUAAAUUCACUAAUUCUUAUGUAUUCAAAAUUCUACCAAAAUAGGACUGUUCAAUUAGGUGGCUUACAAGCCUGCCAUUCUGUGGUAGGAAAAAAAAAUCAGUAACAAGUCAGAUUUUGUUCAAAGGGAAGAAGGCAAAGAAAAAAAACUUCUGUCCAGGGUGGGGAGGAGGGGAGAUAAAAAAUUAAGUGGAUAUAAAAUAAUUUUAGACUUGUUAGGUCUGAGCUGUCUCAAAAUUGCUGUAGGAAAUGGUUUUUUUUCCCCAGGUAUAAUUUUGGUAGAUUUUUAUGGAAAUUUUUUUAAGAAUAAAAUUAGGUCAAUAAUGCUCUAAAAACUCAGAGCAGUAAUUGUAAAAGCAAUAAUUUACUACUGCUAAAAAUAUUUAGCAAUAUUCUCUCUUAAGCCAUGAAACAUCAAGUCAUUGUUGAGUGAUAUAACUCUCACUUCAAAGCCAAUGAUCAUAGAAGUGUUGAAAGGUGAACAGCAAUGCUCUGCAGGUAUGAAGGCAAUAACACCAAGGGUGACUUCUUAGCAAUAAUGAAAUGUAUCACCUCCAGAUUUAAUUCACCGUAGGUAUAUAUUAAUAAUAUUCAGGUAACUAGUAUCUGCUUUACAUUCCGUAGUGUGCACCAUUUGGGUGUGUUAUUUAAACAAAACAAAACAAAAAAGUGUCUCGAAGAGGCAAAGCUGUACGUAGGAGAAACUGCAAAAAUACCACAAAUAGAACUGUAGAAACUUGGAAUAAUCACAGUUCAUUGCCAGUGAUAUUAUGAAGGUGUGGCAUAGGCAAUAUCAGAGAAGCCAUUUGUAAUAGACAGAUGCUUACAGAUCUUCCAUGUUUCAUCUAUCAAAGCCAAAAACCAUGCUCUUACUCCCAUGGUAUAAUUCAAUCUUGUUUGGGUUCGUGAGUGCUGGGUGGAGAACCAGUCACCAUAGAAGAUGUCCUAGUGAUCAGCACUAAAUGAACCCACAACAUAGAAUUUAUAUAGCUUUAUUCCCAGAAGCCCUGAUUCUGCUAAGCACCAGUGCUUGUACAAACAUUUAAUGGAGGUUAUAGGGAUGCAUACAUAAUUUUAACUAGCAUGUGCUUUUGUCCUUUGCUCAGCAGUGAUCGACAUCAGCAUGUGCUGAAGUGCCUUGCUGAAAUGGGGCCUAAAAGAAUUACUGCAUCUCUUUUUGCCCUCAAAUUAGUUAAGUCUCCUUUAUGAGAAGCUCUGUAUGGGGGAGGAGACUUGGGGCUGUCCACAUUGGACACUAGAAAAAAGCCAUCAAUGAAGAAAAGCAAUAGGUCUUUACAAUUCCGGUCCUUGUUUGUCCAAACUGAAGUAGCAACCAUAAACAGGAAUAGUAUCCUUUGUUUUGCUUUGUGUCAGGAAGUUGGUGCCGUCAGCUGAUAUCUUACAAGAAUGCAUGUACUUUUGAAUAAAAGAUUGAAGUUAUGAUAUUCUGUAGCUGUGUUAAGGUGAACAAAAUUUUUCUUUCAGAUUCUAGAAGUUUUAAUACCCUUCUCUUCAAGUAUAUACCCCUUUAUUCCAAUAGUCUGUUCAGUUUGAUAAUGUAGAUGCUUUUCUUAUUUUUCUUGCCAGUGAUCUUUUAAAUCUACCUCUCUUUAAAAUGUUGCUAAAUAAUACUUGAGUAACAAUUCUCACCUCAUUCUCUGAGGUUUGCAGUUGUAAGCGUAAUUGCCACCACUGCAGAGAUGUAGGAAAUUGGGAAGCCAGAGCUCUAUGACGGAUGUUCCAAGGUAUUUAGGCACUAAAGCGGGAGCAAUCAGAGAGCCUAUGCCAGAAGUGGCGUAUUUUCCAUCAGCAUGAAUGGCAGCUGUGGACACCUUGGUAUUUUUGAAAAUAUGCCUAAGAGCCUCUUGGUAUCUUAGGUACCUGAAUACCCGAAGAAAUUCUGUCCCAAGUGGCUUGCUUAAGUCAUGUAGAUAGCCAUCAUCAGGGUGAGGAAAAUGGUAGAAGCAUCUUAACUAUCAGUGGCUGCUUAGAGCACUAACUGCAAAAAAUAGCAUUGAGAAGGGAGAGAGGAAACUUGCUGCAAAACACUCCUGCUUUAUUUUCAGAUGGAGUACUUCUGGAUAGUAUGAGAAACUAAAAAAAAAAAAAAAAAAAAAGUCAGAAUUGCUCUUAAAAGACCCUUCCUCCCAUUUUCCUUCUCACUGAUGAGUUUAAAUGAGGAUGAGGUAUUGAUUUACUUCAAGUUGAUGCAAGGUUAUGCAUGUUUUUUAAUCCAAAAUUUUCUGUAAUUUUUGAAAUUAGUUUUCAGAUAAUGACUUGGCAGCUGGAAUAGUAUCUUGUGAGUUUUGACUAUAUUGCGUUAAAAUGUAAUAGAUCUUUAGAGAGUUCAGAUAUUUGAGUUGGUCACACACUGAUUUAUGUGAAUCGCAUUGUGGUUGAUAAUCCUCCCAUACUAUCUAGAAUUCCAUGGCACAGAUAGAUUCAGGAAUCUUAGCAAGCUUGCAUUAUAUAAAGCAGAACUUAAAGCUGUGUUUGGAGUGCAAGUAUGGUAACGUGUCAAAAAAAAAAAAAAGCUACAGAAAGCCUGAUCAGGUACUUUCCUAAUGUGCUGAUGGUUUUCCUCUGGAAAUCACCAGUUCCUGCACAGUAUUGGCUUCCAGAGAUUACACUAGACAGAUGACCAUGUCACUGUAUCACUCUUCUAAACUUAUAACCAAGAAUACAUUCAUAUAUAUGGUUUUAUCUUCAUAUAUAUUGCUUUACCUUCAAGCUUUGGGCUAACGAUACUGAAGAAAUUAGACUUGUUGCAGUGCCUUUAGGAAGUUUUCCAAAGUAGUGCUACUUAACUGAUUUGGAUUGUAUUCUAAUGUUUGUCAGUGAGCACCAGUGAUUUCUUUUCCACCAACAUAUUUUCUCAUGAAAAAUAUGCUAAUAGUAAAUUUUAGAACUGCCUGAGAGAGUCAGUUUCAGCAAAUCUCCCAAAUUUGUUAUUAAAAAAAAGAAAAAUGUGCUUUGAGAAUCCUGAAAUCAUUGUAAAAUAUAAUUGGAAUAUUUUAAUUCAAAAUAAUUUUUAAUACCCAACAUUAGCUUAUUUAUAUUACAAACUUUGCAGUAUUUCAAAGGAUCAAAAAUUAUUUUUGUUUCAGAUCUAUAUUUCUUCAUGCUUACUGAGAUUUUAAAAUUAUGUGUGAAUUCAAACAUGCAAAAACAAAAAAAUAAAAGGCAUUUUGCAACAAACUCUGUGUGCUCCCAGGGAGAGCAAUUUUAAAGAAAACCUGCAGGGAAGAAUUAGAGUUUCUUUUAAUAGUCUGGCAAAAAAGUCUGAGCUAGUGGUUCACUUUAAGUUUAGGCUUUUGUUUUUCUUUGCUUCUGUAUGAGUGUGUAGGAAAGAGAGGGAGUGCAUAUGGAUGUGUUUUUUAGAACCUGUGUUCUAUUCAUAUUUGAUCCAAGUUCUCAGUGUGGAGAAAGAGCAUAACUGUAACAUAAUCACACAUCUUCAAGGAUCUGAUGGCUGUGCUUAUUUGAACUUCCACCACUUUACAAAGGACACGGUUAACUAAUUGCAAGCUCAAGGUGGUCUUUUUCACACACACAGACAAAAAGAAAAUCAUUAUGCAGUAGGUUUGAAUACUCCACAAAUAUGUAAUGUCUUAAUUAGUAAGAUGCUUGGGGGAGGUGGGGGAAUGGUGAAUGUGUCAUCUUCACUGAUGAGCUGGAAAACUGACCUGUCCAGUGGAAUUUAGUGGAAUCUGCUUAGUGUAUUGGGAACUUGCCAGUGUGGCCUGAUUAUUUUUUUCUUUUGUUUUUGUUGUUUUUAAUUAACUCUUGAUUGCACAAGGUGAACUGUUUAACUUAAUUUCUGUUCAGGCUUAUUGGCCCAUGGCAAGUCUGAGUUUUAAAGAGGGUUUGAUUCGACAAAAGAAUGUUGAAAAACUUCAACUGAGGCUAAUGGUGCCUUUUUACCUGAGAGUGAAAAGCUGAAAAGCACAUAUUGAAGGAAGACACAGUCAAUUUGGGAAAUAAAUGUAUGCCUACCAUGCUUAUCAUUUCAGACAGGUAAGCCUGUCUCUUUUGCUAAUUUUCACUGAACAGGGCCAUUCUUGUCUUCUGGAAAGCAAGAUAUUUAUAAUGUAAAUAGUUGUAUUGAUUUUUUUUUUCCUUCCUCUGUAACUAAUAUGUAAUAAUCCAACACACUAUUUCUGUUACAUCUUUUACAACAAGGCCGCUGUAUGCCUAAAUAUGGUUGACCUCUGACUUUUUCCUAAGUCAGUCACAUGCUGAAAAGGAGGGUGCUGGAGGUUUCAGUGUACAUAUAGAAGAAUCAUGUAUAUUUAGUAAAUUGAGUAAGUGGGACUUAUGGCCAGUAUCCAUUAAGCUACACAGUAACAAAGCUGCAGAUCUUAACUAGCAAAAACAACUGUUCACCUUGCAAUGUCCAUCCUGUAAUAAGAUCUAAGUUGCACCUGCCUGUAGUUCUGCAUGAUCAGACUUCAAAGUAUAACUAACAAGAUCUGUAAUGUAUCAGUGUUGAUAAACGUAAAUGUAAAAAAAAAAAAGAAAAAAAAAAAGAAAAAAGAAAAACUUCACCAACAAAAGAAAAUCAACAGCAACAGUUCAGUAUCAGGACUGGAAGAUGAAACAUGUCCAGUUUUGUUGCGCAGUUAUAGCUGAAAAGAACAACCAGUGUCAGUCAGCAUAAAUGGACUGUGGUAGUGACAUUUGUUAAGGAACCAACCUUAAUUCCAUAUUGUUUUGUUCUUAUCCUGUUUUCCUUUGACCAUCUGUUGUUCCCUGUAUGUAGUACAGGGGAGAACAAGGCCUCAGUCAUUGGUGUUUUAUGGGUCAAUAUCGCAUCAAUGAUUUCUGAUUUCUGUUUGUUUAGCAAUUACUGAACUAAGAUGGGAAUCUCGUGUUCUCCCAUGUGUCAGAAGGAAUCCUGUCAGAGCUUCCUCAUGAGGAUACUCUUCUCACUGCUGUCUUGACUCCUGUCAGUUGAAUGACUUUGCAGUGUUCCAAAUAAACAGCACAACACAGCAAACCAUAUUGAUUGAGGGCUUCAUUACAUGUGUGUUGUGCAUCUGUACUUUCACAGGGGCUCAAAGUCAUGCAGGGACAGGACUCAAUUGAAAUAUGGUGUGUACUCUAUGCAUGACGCCUAUAUUACACCUUUAUGACCUUAUAGUGGUAAAACUGCUGAUCUUUAUGGACGUGGAUUUGGACCAUAUUUUUAUGGAGGAAAGCUGUAGUGAACCUCGGUCCUUAUCCCACAAACCACUCACUCCUAUCCAGGGCAGCUAAGUGGAAGUUAAAGUGGUGUGAGGGCUUUCUGGGGGGCCGUGCACAGGGGUGAAUUUCAUGCUGUUUGAAUGUGAUCUUUCCAAAAAGCCUCUAUGUCUAGCAGGGGAGACUGUGACUGUUCUAUAAGGAGUGUUUGUGUUGUUUACUUUAAAACAAGCUUUGCUAAUUAAAAUAGUGUAUUCCGGAGUCCUAUUUGAAUGGCAUGAAGGGUAUCAAUUAAGAAGAUACAAAGUA